Messenger RNA from Zymoseptoria tritici IPO323, 1897 nucleotides. RefSeq lists its product as uncharacterized. Gene Ontology annotation, cellular component: membrane. Bases 40 to 1860 code for a protein of 606 amino acids. Gene Ontology annotation, molecular function: myo-inositol:proton symporter activity. The record is from RefSeq and is a predicted model, not a curated record. NCBI's taxonomy places the organism in Eukaryota, Fungi, Ascomycota, Dothideomycetes, Mycosphaerellales, Mycosphaerellaceae. Gene Ontology annotation, biological process: transmembrane transport. The transcript is spliced from 6 exons.
GCCAGCGUUGCUGCAUUGCUCACCAAUCCUCUCACUGGGAUGAGCGAGGAGCAGAUCCUGGCCGAUGUCGAUGUCUUCGUCGAUACCCACGGACUGUCGCACGAGCGGGAGGUCUUCCGCAAAGGAGCUCUCCUCUCGCGAGUUGCUCAACGAGACAAUGGCUUCGAAUCUGUCCACCAGCUGAAUGAGGACGAGAAGGAGCUCCUCCGUCGCGAAACGACUCACCGAUGGAGCCAGCCUUUCCAGCUCUACUUUCUGGUCAUCCUUUGUGCCGGUUCCGCUAUUGUUCAAGGCAUGGACCAGACCGCUGUCAAUGGGGCUCAAGAAUUUUACUUUGAAGACUUCAACAUCCCUCCAGAGGCGGUAUGGCAGCGAGGCCUCCUCAACGGCGCUCCUUAUCUUGCUUCUGCUGCGAUCGGAUGCUGGACCAACCGCCCAUUGAACAAGGCAUUCGGCCGCCGCGGGACCAUCUUCAUCUCCUGCUUCAUCUCCUUCGCUACAGGUAUCUGGAUGGCUGCUGCAGACUCGUGGUACAAUCUUCUCAUUGCCCGAUUCUUCCUUGGAUUCGCUGUUGGUGCAAAGUCCUCGACCACACCCGUCUACGCCGCAGAGUCGGCUCCGAAAACGAUUCGUGGUGCUCUCACCAUGAUGUGGCAGAUGUGGACAGCUUUUGGCAUCGCUCUUGGAUUCGUCGUCUCCGUGGCAUUCCAGGACACCGACUUCCUCGGCCCAAAUUCGCAAUGGCGAUGGAUGCUGGGAUCCACUUCGAUCCCACCUCUCAUUGUCAUGAUCCAAGUCUACCUAUGUCCUGAGUCGCCUCGAUGGUACAUGGAGAAGGGCAAGUUCGACAAAGCCUUUGAGGCCUUGAAUCGCCUGCGAAUGUCAAAGCUUCAAGCCGCGAGAGACAUGUAUUACGCCUAUAAGCUCCUCGAGGUCGAGGCCAGCCAACGAGAGGGCAAGUCUCUUUGGAAAGAGUUCUUCGCUGUGCGGCGCAACCGCCGGGCUGCCCAAUCGAGCUUCUUCGUUAUGUUCAUGCAGCAAUUCUGCGGGGUGAAUGUAAUCGCGUACUAUUCUACCUCGAUCUUUCGUACUGCCGGUUUCAGCCAGUCCCAAGCACUACUGGUAUCAUUGGGCACAGGCCUGGUCAACUUCGUCUUCGCCAUUCCCGCCGUCUACACAAUCGACACAUUUGGCCGCCGCAAUCUCCUCCUCACGACCUUCCCCAUCAUGGCCAUCUGCCUGUUCUGGUGCGGCUUCUCCUUCCUCAUACCCAACCGCGAAAAUCCCGACUACAACCCGAUCAAUCCCUCCGAAGACGAGCCUCAAUUCAUCCCCACCCAAGCACAACUCGGAAGCGUCGCCGCGGCCAUCUACGUCUUCAUGGCCGCAUACUCUCCCGGCAUGGGUCCCGUGCCCUUCACCUACAGCGCCGAAGCAUUCCCGCUAUACAUCCGCGACGUGGGCAUGAGUUUCGCGACGGCUACAACUUGGGGCUUCAACUUCAUCCUCUCCCUCACCUGGCCCGCCCUCGAAGCAGCCUUCACCUCCACCGGCGCUUUCGGCUGGUACGCCGCCUGGAACAUUUUCGGCUGGGUCUUCGCCUACUUCCUCCUACCCGAAACGAAGAAUCGCACUCUUGAGGAACUCGACAGCGUAUUUAACGUGGGCAAUCGCGAGCAUGCCAAGUAUUAUACCGAGAAGAUGCCGUGGUACUUCAACAAGUGGGUGUUGAGGAGGGAUGUGCCGCAUUUUGAACCGUUGUUGAGGUUUGCGGAUGAUGGUGGGGAUGAGGGGUAUGAUGGGGAGAAGAGGCAGGGACAGGGGUUGCGUGGGGAGUUGGGAAGGAGGUUUGCGGCUUGAGUUGGGUUUUGAGGAGGGUCGUGGAUUAGGAAAAGGU